AUGCCCAUCUCCGCUCAUAUCCACGAGGGUGAGGCCAGCUCGAGCCAGGAAUCUCUACUAGAAAAGAAGGAAGAGCAGGUUGACAUUUGGAAGGUUCUCCGCAGAGUGUGGUUUAACGAACUCGUCAUCUUCCUGCAAUUUGUCUUGACUACUGCUUGCUACCCUGCUAUUCUGACUGCUAUUCCCUGCUACAAUUUAACAGCAUUGGCCCCCGCUCACUGGUACCAGACUAUUCUGCUGUCCGUCUUCACAGUUUUCGACGUUAUCGCUCGAUUCUGUGUGCGCCACCGUGGUCCUCUUUAUUAUGGGAAUAUCUGGAUCACUGCGGUUAUCCGUAUGUUGAUCUUCCCCUUGGUCGUGAUGUGUGCUACGGGCUUCUUCCGCAACGAUUGGUUUUCGAUGGCUAUUGUUGCCUUAUUCGGAUUCGGAAACGGCUUCUCUGGCAGUCUCUCCUUGAUCACUAUCAACGAGAUCCCUGGCCUUUCCGGUCCCGAGCUUAAGGCGACAGGCCGCUUCUCUGCCGUGGCGGUCAACUCAGGUCUAUGUGUCGGAGGUUUCGUGGCCAUGGGUCUCGGUGUUUGGCUUGGAUUGGCAUAA
This is a messenger RNA of Perkinsus marinus ATCC 50983, 597 nucleotides long. RefSeq lists its product as hypothetical. The transcript is spliced from 5 exons. The coding region runs from base 1 to 597 and encodes 198 amino acids. The record is from RefSeq and is a predicted model, not a curated record. Lineage: Eukaryota; Perkinsozoa; Perkinsida; Perkinsidae. Gene Ontology annotation, molecular function: nucleoside transmembrane transporter activity. Gene Ontology annotation, biological process: nucleoside transmembrane transport. Gene Ontology annotation, cellular component: plasma membrane.